Molecule: messenger RNA, 2753 nt
Organism: Oncorhynchus mykiss (rainbow trout)
Lineage: Eukaryota; Metazoa; Chordata; Actinopteri; Salmoniformes; Salmonidae
Source: RefSeq, a predicted model, not a curated record
CUAGUGAUGACGACCUUUAAGUAGUUGUUUGCUUAGCAAGCUAGCUACUUCAGUUAGCUACACCUGUGUUGGAAAGUGGGAUGUUUUUCUGAUGUUGGUUGACAUGAGAUGACACGUCUUUGGUUUGUCUAUAGACUGUCAACUGCUAUGGUGUUUUCUAGCUACAAGAACAGAGAUAUAAGUUGACUGAAGGUGUGUAUUGUUAGCCUCCUGCCUGGAUGUUAGAGCUGUGAUGGUGGUGUCCCCCCUGCCUUCAUUGUGACUCCUGUCCACCACCUCUGUCUCCCUUCCCAGUGCGUGCCACCAUUUCACCAUGACCCUGCAUCUUCUCCUGGUCCUGGGGCUCUUUUUGCUGCCUUGUCUGUCAUCCCAUGUUAUCAGCGAGUCCUGUGUUAUAGCCAGCCUGAAAAUGACAAAUCAAACCCAAUGCUUGGAAGAAUGCUUACUGUAUAUGACCUGUGAUCACUCUGUCUUUUGGAAAGAGAACUACACAUGCUUUUUCUUGAAGUGUCCCAAUGGCACUAACUGCAAUGAUAUCUCCGUCGAUGACCUGAUAAGGAUACAAGAUAAAAACAUCAGUGGUCUUAAGUGUGACGCUGGACCUACCACUGAGUCUUCAAGUUCCAGUUCCAUAACUUCAUCAGAAAUCUAUCAAAAUCCCACUGCUCCUGAAUUGACAGCCAGCAAUAAUGCCAAUCAAAUUACAGACACCUCUGCCCUCAAUGAGACUGACUCUACCUUGCAUUUUCGUGAGGAUAAUGGGCAGGCCCCCAUCUCCACUGCAUUUACUACCAUUACUGCAACACCCAUGCCAGCCGCUGAGAAUGACACCUUCAUUCCAAGUAAGACUGUUAGCAAUGCCUCCAGAGGAACUACAGUACCUGACAUACCCCAUAAGUCAACAGUCCAAACCUCUGAGACAACCACUUCAGUAAAGCAGGAACCCAGAACUACAAAGACUCCCUCAGCCCUGACCCCUCCACCAGCCAAUCCACAGAUGACGACAACAGCAUUAUCAACAACAAAUACCACUACUAUCACCACUGCAGUACCAGUAGCAAUGCUGUUAACUACCACCACAACACACCCAACAACAAAACCACCACCAACAACUACCACCACAACAGCAAUACCACCAACAACAACUACCACCACAACAAUACCACUAACAACUAUUCCAAACAUAACCACCCCUACCACCAUAGACUCAUCUACAGUUGUGGAGAGGAAUCCAUCACCAACCAGUCCGGCGGUCCCCAGCUCUCAAGCUACCUCCAGAAAUGCCAUAGUCCCUUCGACCUUCACUGUUGAGGUCAGCACAAAAAGGCUUGAUGGAGGUACCAACAGAGCCAUUAUAGACGUUGUUGCCGGGGGGCCUCUGACACGCCAGUUGGUGGACACAAGUAUCCUAUUGGCUGUCCUGUUGUUUGGCCUGGUCUUCUUCCUGGUUAUGGUUGUCCUCUUCCUCACACAGGCCUAUGAGAGCUACAGGACGAAAGACUACACCCAGGUGGACUAUCUCAUCAAUGGAAUGUAUUCUGAUUCAGGGGUUUGAAAGUUGAGUGUUUGUUUUUCUAAUUUCUUUAUUGGAACAGGAUUAAUAACUUGUGAGUUAACAGAUUGCCAAAGUAUCGCAACAGUGGUUUGUUUGUCCUAUAUUUCUGUCUUACAUUUCUACGCAAAUGCUUCCAGCCCCAACCCAUAGGACGAAAUACAUAUAUGGUUAAGUACUCUUUUUUUUUUUUUUCCUAAGGAAUGUCAUUUGGAUUGUUGUGGGAAAGAGGGUGAAAAUGUCCGGUGUUUAUUAUUUUGUUUGUAUCCAUUGCGUUGUGUAUGCAUGUCAUUUUUCAUGCCUUUUUUUCUUUGUUCAUGACUAGCAUAUUUCCUUUGUUUACCAUUCCUCUCCUUGGAUUAAGAUUGAAUGGCAAAUUGAUCACUGAAGCACAUUAACGUUGAAGCCAAGGGAAUUGUCUAGCCAUUUAUGAAGGAGGAGGAACAGUUUGUAUGAUGACCAAAAGAGACUUUCCAAGGCAGAGGAACUUCUGUCAAGGGUGGAAAUGGGUAUGAAGGCCUGUUAUGUGCCUUCAUGCACUGUUAAAUUAUGGUAUUUCACAAAAGAAAGUUUGAUAAAAUGGCAGUAGGGGAAAAUCAGCACUUUAGCAAUAUGCAUUAGUAGGCUGCUAGUGUUUCAACUGUUGUAAGACUUAAGAUUUCUGCAGGCCUGUGAACAGUAUAUGCUGUGUUUCCCAGGCAGGGAGAAAUAUUGAUGUUGUUUAUUACAAGGGCAUAUCAAUCAGUCUGGGUGUACUCAAGGUGGUGCACAUAAAUAUCCCACAUCUGUAGCCCAGUAAUUACUUCCUGGGAAUGUGAUGCACAUGUAAUGUCUGAGAAGGUUUGAAGGUGUGGACUAGGAAUUAAUUGACAGAAGAAAAUAAUGAGAGCAGGGAGGUGGUCCGACACCUUAACAAUGCACUCACCAGUGAUGCAUUUUUUUGGGGAAAACAACAGAUUCCAAUUGUAACAUUUAGGAGAAAACAACUUUUGGUACCUCGAGGCAGUUUUUAAAUGGUGUUUCUCUGCUGCGUUUCUGCUUAGCUCUCUUCAUUCCAGUGCUUUCUAAAAUGUCCUUGUUCAGACAUCUAUUACCUUGGACUUUAUCCCUGUUCCACACACAGUUCUCUUGGGAACUUCCUGGUCCAAACAUGCUUUAGUUUCCCAUUUCCUGGAAUAGUUAGCAAUAAAAUAACCUUUUU